Penicillium brevicompactum is the source of this 1767-nucleotide messenger RNA. RefSeq lists its product as uncharacterized. The record is from RefSeq and is a predicted model, not a curated record. Bases 1 to 1767 code for a protein of 588 amino acids. NCBI's taxonomy places the organism in Eukaryota, Fungi, Ascomycota, Eurotiomycetes, Eurotiales, Aspergillaceae. The transcript has 7 exons. Gene Ontology annotation, molecular function: protein binding.
AUGUACAACACUCAUCGCGGGAUGGUGCCCGCUCCGAACUCCCGUCUGACGGAGUUGCUGGAUCAACUGCGCCAGGAGUUUGAGAGCCAGUCGCGCAACACCGGUGAAUUCGAGCAUCAGUUGACCGGACAGCUCCAGGAGAUGGAGAUGAUCCGUCAGAAGGUCUAUCAGCUGGAGCAGGCUCAGAUCAAAAUCAAGCAAGAUUACGAGGCCGAAAUCCGAAUGCUGCGACAUGAAUUGGAAUCGCGCGGCGUCCAGACCAUUCCAUCCCACAUCGGCGGACCUGCCGCUGCCGCUGCUGCCGCCGCCGGUCAUUCUGCUAGUGCUCAGGCUCCCCCGCCUGCACUGGGCCACGGUCCCAGUAAUCUGUUCGGAGGUAUUAUGACCAAUCCACCAGGUAGCGGCCCCGGUCUUGCCCCUCCCCUUCCCCAGGAUCAGCAGCCUCCCCAGCAUGCCCUUCAACAGCCUGCCUCGGUCGCCCAGCCCGGUGCGCCGCAACCUCCGCAGAGCUCAUUUGGAUACCAGGGCGGCGCUGCUGUGAACGGCUAUGGCCCCCCUCCUCCCCCCACCGCUUCUCCGGGCCCCGGCAAGGGCCGCGGCCGUAUCCCCCCAGGCCCGGCGACCCCCCAGCAAACACAGCUCGCCUACCCUGACCCUCGUGCGUCGCCUCAGAUUCCCCGUCCCACUCCUCCCAACCCUCCUCUCGGCGGUCGCACCGCAGAGCGCCCGGGAAACAUGCUCGCCAACUGGAACCCCGAUGACCUCCCUCCGUCGCAAAAGCGCGAGGGUCCCGAUUGGUACGCCGUGUUCAAUCCCGAGGUGCAGCGUGUCCUUGAUGUGGAUUUGGUGCACCACUUGAACCACGACAGCGUCGUUUGCUGCGUGCGUUUCAGCCGUGACGGAAAGUACUUGGCCACGGGCUGCAACCGCUCCGCUCAGAUUUUCGACGUGAACUCUGGCGCCAAUGUGGCCACCCUCCAAGACGAGAACGUUGACAAGGAUGGCGAUCUCUACAUUCGCAGUGUUUGCUUCAGUCCCGACGGCAAGUACCUUGCGACCGGUGCUGAGGACAAGCAGAUUCGAGUUUGGGAUAUCAACGCGCGCACCAUCAAGCACAUCUUCAGUGGACAUGAGCAGGACAUCUACUCUCUGGACUUUGCUGGUAAUGGUCGCUUCAUCGCCUCUGGCAGUGGAGACAAGACUGUUCGUCUGUGGGAUAUUCUCGAUGGCAAGCUUGUCUACACCCUCAGCAUCGAGGAUGGUGUUACUACUGUAGCCAUGUCCCCCGAUGGCCGCUACGUGGCUGCCGGUUCUUUGGACAAGAGCGUCCGCGUGUGGGACACCACCACUGGUUACCUGGUGGAGCGUCUGGAGAACCCAGAUGGCCACAAGGACAGUGUGUACUCGGUCGCCUUUGCCCCCAACGGCCGCGACCUGGUCAGUGGCAGUCUGGACAAGACGAUCAAGCUCUGGGAGCUCACUGUUCCCCGGGGCAUGCACCCUCACAGCGCCGUCAAGGGUGGCAAGUGCAUCCGUACUUUCGAAGGCCACAAGGACUUUGUUCUCAGUGUGUGCCUGACUCCCGACGGUGCUUGGGUGAUGAGUGGUUCCAAGGACCGCGGUGUGCAGUUCUGGGAUCCAGUGACUGGAAACGCCCAGAUGAUGCUUCAAGGCCACAAGAACUCUGUCAUCUCGGUUGCACCCAGCCCUACUGGCAACCUGUUCGCUACCGGCAGUGGCGACAUGCGUGCCCGUAUUUGGAGGUGA